This is a messenger RNA of Diaporthe citri, 1257 nucleotides long. RefSeq lists its product as uncharacterized. The record is from RefSeq and is a predicted model, not a curated record. The transcript is spliced from 4 exons. Bases 1 to 1257 code for a protein of 418 amino acids. Gene Ontology annotation, biological process: polyketide metabolic process. Lineage: Eukaryota; Fungi; Ascomycota; Sordariomycetes; Diaporthales; Diaporthaceae.
AUGGAGAGCAAGUACGGAUCUACCCCGGUCGCCCCCCGGACCACGCUCAAGAAGAUCGCUUCCCACAUCACACUUCUGGAGCCUCUCUCUCGGCGUGGCCAGGGCCCGGGUCUCGUGGUCCUCGUUCAAGAAAGUGGAUUGAUCGACGAUGCAUCCACCACUAGGAUCGAACGCGGUAUACCGUCUCCCUCGAUGAAGUGGGCAGAAGAGAGCUACACUGUCGUCGAGAUCACCCAGCUCGCAUUGGAGCACGAGCCUAGUGCACUCAAGUUAGCACUCGCAGGGCUGGAAGGGUGCCACACCACGGUACCGAAGCAUUCUGUUGGAAUUAUCUGCUACAGCCCUGAGCUUUGGAACCGUGUCGCCUCCGACCUGGCAUCAUAUCCACAGAUCGCCGGCGCCGCUAUCUUCGCCGAUGCCGCUGGGCGUGGAUCCGAGCCGCUGAAGGCAGCUACAGUCUCUCAGAUGCAUCAUCUCGCAGGAACAGCAGUCACACCUCUGGCACGCAGUAAAAAAUGGUUGACAGCCUAUGAAUAUCCGACGGCAGGCUCAUUCCUUUUUGCUACACCGUUUCAGCCAGAGUUUGCAUACAACUCAGAGUCCUUAUCGCAUACGCGCAAUCUGACGUUCUUCAAGAACCUCAUGGGCGGUCCAUACUUCGACCUGGAGGCCAUUUGGGACGAGCACACCUAUUACGAGUUCGACAACCGCUCCGUGGAAUGCACCAUGGCCACAAUGGUCCAGGAGCCCUACGUGAACCACAUCCCUACACUCACCGGCGGUAUUGGCCGCGAACAACUUACGGCGUUCUAUCGAGACCAUUUCAUCUUUCAGAAUCCAGCGGAUACCGAGACCGAGAUCAUAAGCCGCUCAGUCGGCAUCGAUCGGGUCAUUGACGAGUUCAUAUUCAAGUGCACCCACAACUCACGCAUCGACUGGCUGCUGCCCGGGAUCCCCCCGACGGGACGCAAACUAGAGAUUCCUUUUACAGCGGUAGUCAACAUCCGAGGAGACCGCCUGUACCACGAGCAUAUCUCUUGGGAUCAGGCGACUGUUCUGACCCAGCUUGGCCUCUUACCUCCUAGCCUUCCGUUCAGUAUUCCAAUCCGCAGUGAACAGCCGCCCGCUUCUGGGAUGAGGUUCUUGUUCCAGGUGCCAGCUGCUGGGGUGCAGGCUGCGCAGAAGCUACGUAACAAGGACUUUUGCGAGUCGAACAAGAUGAUUGAGUUUAGUUUGUUAGAAGUACAAGAGUCUUGA